UUCAUCCAGAAGUCUGCGGUCACACUGAUCGCGUUUUUUGCAACAAGCUAACGAAAAUCGGGGACAACAAAAAACCGCGCGCAUUGCGACAACAACAAUAAGAUGUAUAUAUAAGAAUCCGUAUGCGGGAGUAGACACACUUGUCCCCAUUCGAAAGCAGAACCCACACACAGCAAACUUGCCGCAGCAGCAGCAGUAGCUCCAUCCGCAGCGCAGCCAUGGGACUCGACUUCGAUGCCUUGGAGUACUGCAAAGGCAUGAAGAACAAGCAAUCCCCGCCACCGUAUGCGUGUCCAGUGCGCGACUGCGGCCGCAGCUACAAAACCAUCAUGGGGCUGCAGUACCAUUUGGUGAAGUACGACCACGACAAUCCGCAGCCGCUGACGCCCGUCCUGACGCCGAACCGAAAAAAGGCGCGCUCACGCUCCACGCACCACUCCACGCCCAAGCCAAAAGACAACGGCAGUGGCGGUGAUGCGUCCUUCGUUAGCGGGGAGGCCAAGAACGGCUGCUCCGGCAGCAGCGGGAGCGGUACUCGGCAUCAGUACGCGAAUCCCGAGUCCCUGGUCGCCUACAACGAGGAGGAAGCCACAGUCACCUUCAAUAUAGAGGGCAAGAGUGUGCGCCUGGGCAUCGACGAUGCCCUGCCAAUGGUGGAGGAAGACGAGUUUGUCGCUCUGGUAGAGAGGGGCUGCAUCCUGAAUGCGGAUGCCCCGCCGCUGGAGGAGAAUGCGCCGUGGGCCAAGGUGCAGGUGCCGGUGGCGAAGGUGUGCGAAAUCGAAGACUACAAUGUGCCUGAUGCCCCGCCCCGACCGCUGGCCUACUAUCGCUUCAUCGAGAAGUCCCUGGAGGAGCUCGACGGUGAGAUCGAGUACGAUGUCGAUGAGGAGGACUCCGCCUGGCUGGAGCACAUGAACGAGGAACGCCAGAAGCUCGGCCUUACUGCUGUCAGCAUCGACACAAUGGAGCUGCUGAUGGACCGGCUCGAGAAGGAGUCGCACUUCCAGGCGGCGGCCAAUGGCACGCCUACUGGUGUCGAGGUGGAUGACGAUGCGGUCUGCUGCAUCUGCCUCGACGGUGAGUGCCAGAACACCAACGUGAUACUGUUUUGCGACAUGUGCAACCUGGCGGUGCACCAGGACUGCUACGGCGUCCCCUACAUCCCCGAGGGCCAAUGGUUGUGCCGGCGCUGCCUCCAGUCGCCCAGCAAGCCGGUUAACUGUGUCCUCUGCCCCAACGCCGGCGGCGCUUUCAAGCAGACGGAUCACGGCCAGUGGGCGCAUGUGGUGUGUGCUCUAUGGAUACCCGAGGUGCGGUUCGCUAACACCGUCUUCCUGGAGCCAAUUGAUUCUAUCGAGACCAUUCCCCCUGCCCGCUGGCGCCUCACGUGCUAUGUGUGCAAGGAGAAGGGUCUGGGUGCCUGCAUCCAGUGCCACAGGAACAGCUGCUAUGCCGCCUUCCACGUGACCUGUGCCCAGCAGGCGGGCCUCUACAUGACCAUGGACACGAUCAAAGACGGCCACAACGACUCCUCCAUGCAUGUACAGAAGUUUGCCUACUGUCACGCCCACACGCCGGCAGACGCUAAGCUGAAGAUGAACGUGCCCGACUUCGAGGACACGCGCCACAAGAUGCGGGAGGCGCGCAAAGCGCUGGCCAAGAAGAGAUCCACGGCUCCCGUAGUGCUGAUCCCAACGAUACCCCCGGAUCGUGUCCAGGAGAUCGCCACCAUGGUCACUAUGCAGAAGAAGAAGGAGUUCCUGGACCGCAUCAUCGCUUACUGGACCCUGAAGCGCCACUACCGGAAUGGUGUGCCGCUUCUGCGUCGACUGCAGAGCCAGGGCCACAAUCACGGCGUGAUCCAGCGGAACGGCAUCGAGGGCUCCCCGGACACGAACGAGCUGUACAGGCAACUGAAGUACUGGCAGUGCCUGCGCCAGGACCUGGAGCGGGCCCGCCUCCUCUGCGAGCUGGUGCGAAAGCGGGAGAAGCUAAAGGUGGCCUUUGUGAAGAUCUCCGAGGAGGUGGUGAUGCUGCAGCUCAAUCCGCUUGAGUCGGCGCUGACUAAGCUGCUGGAUGCCCUCGAGGCGCGCGAUACCAUGGAGAUAUUCCGCGAGCCGGUGGACACCAGCGAGGUGCCCGACUACACGGACAUCGUGAAACACCCCAUGGACCUGGGCACCAUGCGGACGCGGCUCAAGGACUGCCAGUACACGACUCUGGAGCAGCUCGAGACCGACUUCGAUCUGAUGAUCCAGAACUGUCUGGCGUACAACAACAAGGACACGGUGUUCUAUCGCGCCGGUAUACGUCUACGCGACCAGGCGGCUCCUCUGUUCGUACAGCUGCGCAAGGAGCUGCAGCGUGAUGGCCUGCUAGAGCGAUCGCAGCGCUCGCAUGUCGACCAUGUGGAGGCGGAGGUGGAGCAGGAGCUGCGCCAGCUGCUGGCGGUGCCGGCCAGCGAAGAUAUCGUCCAGAAACUGCUUAUCCUGGCCGACAAGUCGCAGGUGCUCAAGAAUCCCAGCUACCGCACCAAGAAAAUUAAACAGAUUCGCCUGGAGAUCACGCGGAUGCGCAAAUCGCUGCAAAAGGCGCGCUAUGCAGCGCGUCAUUCGUCGGUGCAUGCCAAUCGCUCCCGGAGCGACGAGGAUGAGGCUAGAGGAGGACAAGGCUCCCCGUCCAAGAAGCGAUCGCGAAAGCGUCUGAACACCAUCGCCAUGGACAUGGAUCUGGAGCAGGAUGAAGAACUGGAAGACGAGUAUGACUCUGAGGAGGAUUCGGUAGGCGAUGGCGAUGAGGAGGCCGCCAAGAAUAUGCUAAACACGACGCAAACUCCGCCCUGCAGCCCAAUCAAGAGUCUCAACAACAGCAGCUCGCCCGUGGGCAUCAACCGAAGGACGGCCAUACUGCUGACGCGGAAGUCUCAGGCGGCUCUAAAGCGACCCUCUGAGCCACUGACGACGCCCGUGAAGGAGGAGCACCACAAUUCGCAAUCCUCCAGCAGCCAGUCCAUCAGCGUCAGUGCCAGUGCCAGCUCCUCUUCCAACGCCACGGUGGCCACGGCAGCCACAAGCGUGGCCUCGCUGAACAGUGUCCUGGCCGCUCCCACUGCCUCUGCCUCUGUCGCAAACUUUGCAUUGACGCAGAACAGCAGCGCCGGAGCGGGCGUUGGCGCGGGCGUGAGUGCAUCUGCGGCUUCGGGUGCGGGUGCACUAGCUGGAGCAGCUGCAGCGGCCAGCCUGACAUCCACGGCCCUGUCGAUCAGCAGCAAGAUGAGCCUCAAUCUUGGCGUGAAGUCGCCAAAGAGGCCGGGCCGCUACCGACGCCUGCCAGAGCUGAGAAACAGUGCCUCCAUGUCACCAAAAAAGUCUCCUAAUCCUGCGGCGGCAGCGGCAGCAGCAUCAGCAGCAGCUGCUGCAGCUGCAGCGGUAGCGGCAGUAUCAGCGGGAGCCAGUGCCUCCGGCCAGGCCAUGCCGCUGCCGGACGCACGGUUAUUCGAGCGCAUUCCGGACAGCUUUCGCGUUUACCGGGCAAACAACCAGCGGGACGUGAGCGACAGUGACGAAGGCCCCUCCCAGUCCAGCAGCCCCUGCAGCAGCUGUUCCGACUUCAGCAUGUCCGGCAGCUGUUCGGACUUUGACAGCGACGAGGCCAGCGACGGGCACAGCGAAGAGAGGGAGUCUACAUCGCAGGACGGCACCACCGACGCCAUGGACCUGCAGCACGCCAGCCUGAACAACAGCCAGGGCAACGGGAACAUGGCCAUCAGCAGCAGUAGCGGGGCCAGCGGCAGCUCCAGCGACGAUGAGGCGGUGAUGGAUGGACAGCCGCCGCAUCAGAAGAGGAGAGGCAGGCCGAGCAAGACGAGAACAUCCCGCAGCACACCCACCCCCACUCCCAUACCGAUGGCGGCACGGGGCCCGGUCAUGUCGGCUGCUCGGGGUCGGGGUAAGAGGCGCAGCAAUCUCAGCGAGUCGACGACCAGCUCCACGGCCACACCGCCGCCGAUCAUGCGGAAGGCGGGCAAAUUGCGUUCGGCCACGCCCAGCAUCGUCUCUCCGUUGGUGAACAACAUCAAGGCGAGAAGGAACACCACAGCAACGGCAACCACAAACAACAACAGGAGUCGGCACGGCGAAGACGCGGAGGAGGUGGUGACGAUGACCAGGCACCACAACUCGCACAAGCCAACGCUGGAGCCGUUACAGCUGGUGUGGGCCAAGUGCCGUGGCUAUCCGUGGUAUCCCGCCUUAAUACUCGACCCGAAGACGCCCAAGGGGUUCGUCUACAAUGGAGUGCCCCUGCCCGCCCCGCCCACGGAUGUGCUGGCACUGCGCAAGAACUGCCUGGACGACAUCGUGUUCCUGGUGCUGUUCUUCGAUGUGAAGCGCACCUGGCAGUGGCUGCCGGCCAACAAGCUGGAUAUCCUGGGCAUAGACAAAAAGGUGGACCAGCAGAAGCUGAUCGAGUCCCGGAAGCCGGCGGAGCGGAAGGCCGUGAAGAAGGCGUACCAGGACGCCCUGCACUACCAGAGCCAGGUAUCGGACCUCGAGGGCCAAGGGCCCGAUCCGAUCAUGUGAAAGCUAUUUGCCCAAUUGCGUCUGAGCUAAGGCGCCGCUCGAAAUUAGCCAUAUACUGUGCUCCCCCCUCCCUCUUCUACUAUACAUAUGUAUAUCCCCCGGUCCUUCUAUAUAGUGUGUGUAUUUUUAUGUCAUUUGUUGUUAUUCGAAGAUGUGGAUGAAGUGGACGAUGAUGCAGAAUCAGGAGCAGAAGCAGAAGAAGGCCCUCCAUUAGAGUAUUUCGUUUCCCAUUUAGCACUGCAAGUGACCUUGAUUUUUGGUUUGUCGGAGACCCCGAUCCCUGCCAGGCCACGAUUAUGUACAGUUUUUGUAAUCCACGCGGUUUAUUAUCGAUCAGUUUGUAAAUUAUAUAUUUGGAUAUUUAGCUUCUACUAUUAUGAAAAAAUGUUAAAUAAAUAUGCCCCUCCCAAUCCAAUCUUUAAACCCCCCUUAUUAUCUACCGAAAUGAAUACGAAACACGGCAACAAGAUGGAAUUUAUAUAACCUCACAAUGUUUCACACGAAAUCAAAUCAAUGUUUAAGUUAAAUAGUUUUAAGAACAAUCUACAGGAUAAGUCCAAAAACAUAAAGAAAACGCUAAGCAAAAUGUGUAAAGAAAAAAACCUUAAAACCAAGAUGAACAAUUUACAAAUAGCAUUAUAAACUGUACGAGUACGUGUGUGUGUGUGUGUGUCUGUGUGUGUGUGUUUGUGAGUAUGUAUCUGCAUAAAUCGAUACAUAAAUAUAUAUACUAUAUAUAUGAAAUAGUGUAUGUCCUGAUUUCCGCAUGAAUAUAAUGAUUAUUACAAUGUGUAUUAUAUC
Molecule: messenger RNA, 5381 nt
Organism: Drosophila miranda
Lineage: Eukaryota; Metazoa; Arthropoda; Insecta; Diptera; Drosophilidae
Gene: Br140
Product: peregrin
Exons: 4
Coding region: 219-4580 (1453 amino acids)
Biological process (GO): regulation of transcription by RNA polymerase II
Cellular component (GO): MOZ/MORF histone acetyltransferase complex
Molecular function (GO): protein binding
Source: RefSeq, a predicted model, not a curated record